AUGUCUUUGGUUAGGAAAAGGAAAAGAUUCAUUACUACUAAUGAAUAUAUAGCCAAGUUAUAUAAUGUACUUCCAGGUGGCAAGAAUAUAAAUAUUCCAAAGAAACCAUUGAUAUUAAUAGGAAGAAGUUCUGCCUGUGAAGUACGAAUAUUAGGAAGUGAUGUAUCUUCUAGACAUUGUCAAAUGACUAUAAUUCCAAGUAAUGCAGCCAAUACUCGUGAAUAUUUACAUAUGGAAGAUUUAAGUACUAAUGGAGUUUAUGUUAAUGAAGAAAAAUUAACUAAAGGUGAUAAAGUAAUACUACGAAGUGGUGAUAAACUUCGAUUUGCUAAAACUGGAGGCUCAUAUAUUUUUCGUUAUUCAAGUGAUAUCUUAAGUGAAAAAUCAACAGAAACUUCAUUAAAUAAAGUAAUUCAUAAACGAACAUUCUUUGAUGAUUAUAUACUUGGAAUUCAAUUAGGUUCAGGACAUUAUGCAGUAGUUAAAGAAGCUAAACAACGAAGUACAGGAGAAAUUGUUGCUGUAAAGAUAUUUCAUCCUAAUAAAUCAGGUAAUAAAAAUAGUACUAAUGAACAAGCAAAAUUAGAACAAGAAAUGAAUUUAUUAUUAUCUAUUAAUCAUCCAAAUAUAGUUAAAUUUAUAUCUCAUUAUAUUGAACCAAUUAAUGAAUAUGCAGUAACAACUUAUUUAGUAUUAGAAAAGAUGAAUAGUGGAGAAUUAUUUCAAAGAAUUGUUAAUAAACUGAAAUUAAGACCUAAUGAAACAAAGGCAUUCUUUAAACAAUUAUUAUCAGGAUUAAAAUAUUUACAUGAUAAUAGUAUUAUUCAUCGAGAUAUUAAACCAGAAAAUAUUCUUUUAGAUAUUACUCCAAGAAUAAAUCUUGAAGAUAAACAAACAGGACCAUGGGAUGAAGAUGAAUUAGAUAUUAAAGUUAAAAUAGCUGAUUUUGGAUUAGCAAAAUUUAUUGGAGAAUUAAAAUUUACAAAUACUUUAUGUGGUACACCAGCAUAUGUUGCACCUGAAGUACUUAGAAAUGAUAGAAAUUAUACAACAAAAGUUGAUGUUUGGUCUACUGGUGUAUUAUUAUAUGUAUGUUUAUGUGGAUUUCCUCCAUUUAGUGAUGAAUUAGGACCUCCAAGUAUGAGAGAUCAAAUUCUUCAAGGAAAAUAUGCUUUUUAUUCUCCAUAUUGGGAUAAUAUAGUAGAUGAUGCUCUUGAUUUAAUUACUAAUCUUUUGGUUACAGAUUCUCAAGAAAGAUAUGAUGUAAAUCAAACUUUGGAACAUGUAUGGUUUCAAACUGAAGACAUUGAAAAUUCUCCUGUAGAAGAACAAGAACAAGAACAACAAGAAAAUGAUGAGUCAAUGACAAUUUCAAGAGCUGGUACUAGAAAUGAAAGCUUGAUAUCAUUUAUAUCGAGAUCAAAUACUCAACCAUUAACUUUACGUGAUAGAUUUUAUAGUAAUCUUGAAGAACGAACUUCAGUUUUAUAG
Scheffersomyces amazonensis is the source of this 1491-nucleotide messenger RNA. RefSeq names its product serine/threonine protein kinase (gene DUN1). Gene Ontology annotation, biological process: protein phosphorylation. Lineage: Eukaryota; Fungi; Ascomycota; Pichiomycetes; Serinales; Debaryomycetaceae. The record is from RefSeq and is a predicted model, not a curated record. The transcript has 2 exons. Gene Ontology annotation, molecular function: ATP binding; protein binding; protein kinase activity. Bases 1 to 1491 code for a protein of 496 amino acids.